UUUUGAUUUUUCGAUGAUCGAUCGCCAGCAUCUUAUUACACGUGAAAAUGGCAGCUCCUCUCAGCCCUCCCGUGCCGGAAAACGGUAAAAAUGCAGAUAAGUACAAGUACAGAUCACCAUUAGUCUCCCGAUAUGGAAGCCCCGAGAUGGCCUACAACUUCAGUGAAUUGAAAAAGUUUUCUACUUGGAGAAAAUUGUGGCUAUGGCUAGCCAAAGGUCAACAGACCCUUGGUCUUGAUAUCAGCAAUGACCAGAUCAAGGAAAUGGAGGCCAAUCUUGAGAAUAUUGACUUUGAGAUGGCUGCUGCAGAAGAGAAGAAAAGACGUCAUGAUGUCAUGGCUCAUGUCUAUACGUUCGCACAGUGCUGUCCGAAGGCCGCACCCAUCAUUCAUCUUGGGGCAACGUCAUGCUAUGUUGGUGAUAAUACUGACUUGAUUGUGAUGAAGGAUGCCUUGACGAUCCUGCUACCGCGCCUUGCACGUUGUAUACAGAGGCUUGCUGUCUUUGCUGAUGAGCACAAGGCACUCCCAACGUUGGGUUUCACCCACUAUCAACCUGCCCAGCUGACCACAGUGGGAAAGCGUGCUUGCCUCUGGAUCUCUGAUCUCUGUAUGGAUCUACGUAACUUGACCAGAGCCAAGGAUGAUCUCAGGUUUAGGGGUGUCAAAGGCACUACUGGAACACAGGCCAGCUUCCUUGCUCUGUUUGAAGGCAACGGGGAAAAGGUAGACAUGCUGGAUUCUUUUGUCACCUCUCAAGCUGGCUUUACAAAAUCCUACAUGGUUACAGGACAGACAUACAGUAGAAAGAUUGAUGUAGACGUUCUUUCAGCCCUGGCCAGUCUAGGAGCAUCCGUGCACAAGAUCUGCACCGACAUCCGCCUUUUAGCAAACCUCAAGGAAGUGGAAGAGCCUUUCGAGAAGGAUCAGAUUGGUUCCAGCGCUAUGGCAUACAAACGAAACCCAAUGAGAAGUGAGAGGUGCUGUUCCCUAGCAAGACAUCUAACCUCUUUGGUGAUGGAUCCUUUACAGACUCUUUCUGUUCAAUGGUUUGAAAGAACCCUUGAUGAUAGCGCAAACAGGAGGAUAUGUAUAGCAGAAGCGUUCUUGACGGCUGACGUCCUACUCAGCACACUCCAGAACAUUUCUGAAGGAAUGGUUGUAUACCUCAAGGUGAUAGAGCGCCACAUACUCCAAGAGCUUCCUUUCAUGGCUACAGAGAACAUCAUCAUGGCUAUGGUGAAGGCUGGAGGCAACAGACAGGAUUGCCAUGAGCAUAUCCGCACAAUGUCACAAGAAGCAGCCGCAGUGGUCAAGCAAGAAGGAGGGGACAAUGACCUUGUAGAUAGAAUCAGACGGUCAUCCUAUUUCUCACCUAUUCACGAUCAACUAGACAAGCUCCUUGACCCUUCCACUUUUGUUGGCAGAGCUCCAGAGCAGGUAACCAAUUUUCUUGAGGCUGAAGUCAAACCAGCUCUAAAGCCAUUUGCCAGCUUUCUAGAUGGAAUAUCUGAACUUUCUUUAUGAAUUUAGACAGUAUCAUGUGUCUAUAAGCUUAUUCAGUUAUGACAAAAUUCAGCAAUAUUUUUGUUUUGGAAGUUGAAAUAAAAAGUGCCGAGCAAGAGACUCUUUUUUUGUAGCAAGGAGACAUAAAGCUGCAACAUUCAACUUCAUUUUUUUUUAAUGCAAAAGAGUAAAGUGGUUUGUCCAGUUAUGUGUCCAAGCUUGUCACAUCUUUAAUGAAAUAUAGAUUAGUUUCUCAGUGCAACUUUGCACAAAUCCCGAGGCCUAAUGCAUAUUCAGUGCAAAUGCAAAAAAUUUCACAGAUUUUUUAAAACGUGGGCUUCAGCGCAGAGGAAUAUCUUUUGUGUUCGGGAGGGAUGCAACAAAAGAUGCCUCUCCCCCCACCUAUGAACAAAGGAUAAUUCUCUGCGAUGCCACCCAUAACCAUGUAUGUUGAAGCCUUGUUCAACCUCCUUCAGAUAUGGUGCUACAAAGCUCAACAAAUUUUCUGUACAAAGACGAUAGGACAUAGGGUUACAAAAAUUUUUGUUUUGCCUUCAGGAUCAACAGCUUUCUGCCACAAAGCUUCAAAAAGUUUCUGUCCAAUCAGAUUUCCAAAUACAGGUUAGCAUAAAAUACCGAACUUAUUUUGUGGACAAACUCAUUUAGCAUAAAAAUGAUGUAUGAGUGUGACCCUUGCCACCAGAAUGGCCUUUUGUUUUUCAAUUUUUACGACCUUAGGCAUGAAAAGCAUGUUUAUAAAUUAGUGAGGUGGUUUAUCUCUCUACUUCUGAACAUCAUAAACAAUUUUUUUCUUUUCUUUGUCUCACUGUAUGUUAACGAGCCUUUAGUGAUCAUGUUUUGUCUUAUAUAAAUGUAAUAUUCCAGUGACAUGAAGUUUGGGCUGAAUAUGAUUAUCAGAGUUGCUAGCAUUGUAGCAAGUACCUGUUUGGCAUUGGCACUGCACACAGUGCUUCGGUCAUUGUGUUACAUUAUUUAAGUGCAUUAUGCUGUGCACUUAUAAUUGUUAUUUUCCCAGAUAUAUUUUCCUUAUGAAAGGAUAUCAAGCAUCAGUUUGCUCUGACUUGUUUUAGUAGUUCAAGAGUAUAAGAAUUAAUUUUCAUUAUUCUUAUUUGGUAUACAUCAUUUCUUACCCAUGCAACAAAGAUGAUUAACAAAAGAUAGUGAAGCAUUGUUACUCUCUUGCUAUUGGAGAAGAGACAAUUUCCUUUGAUUUUAGUGAUAGUAGAUUUCAUACAAUAUUUUCCUUCGUGCUCAACUUAAAUAUCAUUGCAAGCCUUGCUAUUACUGUAGAUUUUCCAGCUUUUGGUCCUCUUAUCCUAUUUUCAAAAGUAAUUGUUAUACAACAGUACUAGUCUUAGGAAUUAAACUACCAUUUGUAUUUGAAAUCACAAUUUUAUUACUAGCGACAUCACUUUUUCAAAGAUAGAUAUGGCCCUUUUUGGGUUCCCCUAUCGGUCAUUCCUAGGUCCACUUUGAACAUCAGUUGCUAAUAUUGAUGUUUAGUGACCACUUGCAUCAUAUUGGAGUAGAGUGGUUUCUUUCACAUGACUCAUAAUUAUUACUGGUUCUAGUUUCAGCUUGUCACCGGCAUCAAUAGCAGGGUGGUGUACUUCUUCCAUCCUGUAAAGUUGAAUGUUUUGUUAAAUUGUAUGUCUGAAAUAAUCCUUAUAGAGAGGAAUAAUCCGUUACGAAUGGAAAAUACAAACUGCUAUCCUGGGGUUCACCUUGAAGCAUGCAUUUGAGAUCAUAUGCUAUUUGUCACUGUUUGAAUCUAAUUAUUUGAUACAGUGUGAAAUUUUGUUGGAACAUCAGGGGCCUGUAUCAUGAAGCUUAGUGAUCGAUCAUACAAUUGAUUUGGUUCACUGCACAUAAAUGUAAUUAAGCAAGAAUAGAUCAGUUCUCGAAUCAAGCAUUCAGCUUUACCAGGGUUCUUUAGUAAGUUUGAGCUCGCACUUAGCCCCUUCAUUGGGCCAGUCAGUCAUAGAUUUAUUGUGCAAGAGCUUGAUAUACAGUAACAUUAACGAUAAUAAUAAAAGAUGUUUUAUAGCACCAUUUACCUAGAAAUAAUCUUUUCAGAGGCGCAAAUUAUUAUCACCUUGGCUUUAGCUCGAGCUGCCUUCCAGCGUUACGCGCAUUCAAGGAAUUAUUCUUGCCGGGUACCCAUUCGCUUCACCUGGGUUUAGUGCAACGCAAUGAGGCUAAAUUUCUUGCUGAAGGAAAACACUCCGUGGCUGGGAUUCAAAUCAUGACAUGCCAUAGUUAACAAAAUGUGUUUGUAUGGUCCUGCAGCUCCUUGAACAUUCCAGGAAUGCUAAUUGUAUCAUCGCUCAUCAGCCAAUUUGGAUGAAUAUUCCCCCAAAAAGUUACAAGUAAUGGCUGAGAUGUUUCCGAAAGACUUCCUGACAAGUUACAAAGAUGUGUGUCUCUGAUCCAAGCACAAGAAUUUAUUUUGUCCUGGUUGAAUGGAGGUUAUUGAUGCAGUGGAAUUACACAUUAUAGUGAAAUUCAAGCAAAUGAUUUCUACUGGAUAUGCAAAAAAAAAACCCAGGAGACUCUGGUUAUGUAUAAUUUAGUCCAAUUUAGUGUCACUUUAGAGCUCUGUAACACGGCUGCCAUAACUGGGAAGCUUCCAACAUAGAAUAAAGGCACUUUCAUUGGGUUAUGUCAUUGGCAAGGUGUGUUGCUAUGUCACUGCCUCAAUUAUCUUCUGUUAGGCAUACUUGAACCCCCUUUAAGAAAUUCCAUUUACAACAUUACCAAAACAAGUGAGAACUGCAAAUCUUUUGAAUGAUCAAUACUUUACGACGGUGUGUGUACACAUUUCGUUGUCUUAAUAUCCUGAGAAUGCUGAGUAUUGAUAUUGAAUGUAUAACGAGGUACUUUGGAACAUAUGAAUAAAUACAUAUAUGUAAAAACUA
Molecule: messenger RNA, 4444 nt
Organism: Lytechinus variegatus (green sea urchin)
Lineage: Eukaryota; Metazoa; Echinodermata; Echinoidea; Temnopleuroida; Toxopneustidae
Product: adenylosuccinate lyase-like
Exons: 10
Coding region: 48-1526 (492 amino acids)
Biological process (GO): 'de novo' AMP biosynthetic process
Cellular component (GO): cytosol
Molecular function (GO): (S)-2-(5-amino-1-(5-phospho-D-ribosyl)imidazole-4-carboxamido) succinate lyase (fumarate-forming) activity; N6-(1,2-dicarboxyethyl)AMP AMP-lyase (fumarate-forming) activity
Source: RefSeq, a predicted model, not a curated record